UCCAAACGCUGCUCACGCGGCUGACAGAGCCUGGCUGGGAGUGGUGUGGGAACCAGAGCCCUCGUGCGCUGAGGACCCGGUGCUCGGCCACGCAGUCUAGGAAGCCGAGUCCGCCCCGGGCUUAUUCGCUGUCUCCCUUCGCAGUUCGGAGCCUCGCCCCAGAGGCUGGAGUUGUUCCUCAGACUGAGGAGAAGAUUUGAAAUAAAUCUAUAUUCAUGAAGUGUGACUCCAUACAAACCACAAUAUGUCAAGAAAGAAAAAAAGAUCCAAUAGAAAUGUUUCAUUCUGGGCAGCUGGUGAAAAUCUGUGCCCCAAUGGUUCGAUAUUCAAAGUUGGCUUUUAGAACACUAGUAAGAAAAUACUGUUGUGAUCUGUGUUAUACACCAAUGAUAGUUGCCGCUGAUUUUGUCAGAUCUACAAAAGCCAGAGACAGUGAAUUUACCACAAACCAAGGUGAUUGCCCAUUGAUUGUUCAGUUUGCUGCCAACGAUGCCAGACUUUUAUCUGAUGCUGCUCGUAUAGUCUGUCCUUAUGCGAAUGGAAUAGACAUUAACUGUGGUUGCCCUCAGAGGUGGGCAAUGGCAGAAGGUUAUGGAGCUUGCUUAAUAAAUAAGCCAGAGCUUGUUCGAGAUAUGGUGAAACAAGUAAGAAAUCAAGUGGAAAACCCCAAAUUUUCAGUUUCUAUUAAAAUAAGGAUCCAUGAUGACCUUACCAGAACCGUAGAUCUUUGUCGAAAGGCUGAAGCAACUGGAGUUUCCUGGAUUACAGUCCAUGGAAGAACUGUUGAAGAAAGACAUCAGCCAGUCCACUAUGAUGCCAUUAAAAUAAUAAAGGAAAAUAUGUCUAUACCUGUAAUUGCUAACGGAGAUAUCAGGAGUUUAAAAGAGGCUGAAAAUGUGUGGCAGAUUACUGGGACAGACGGUGUGAUGGUUGCAAGAGGACUCUUAGCAAACCCAGCCAUGUUUGCUGGAUAUGAGGAAACCCCAUUGAAAUGCAUCUGGGACUGGGUUGACAUCGCUCUUGAACUUGGAACUCCUUACAUGUGUUUCCAUCAACAUUUAAUGUACAUGAUGGAAAAGAUAACUUCAAAGCAGGAAAGAAGAGUAUUUAAUGCACUGUCAAGCGCAUCAGCAGUCUUAGAUUACCUUACAGAACAUUAUGGCAUUUGACUGGACUUCCUAAAUUAUAUUAAUAUAUACUCUGUUUUAUACUUUAUAAAAUAUAAGGUUGCAUCUUUGUUUUUACUUUAAAUCAGUGGCUCUAGGUCCAAACACGGACAAACUGUUUAGAAUCUUGUUAUGGUUGGAGGAGGAGGGUUUCUCUAAAGGAAAUGUUUUUAACAUUUUUAAAUAAAAACUUUUUAUUUUAA
This is a messenger RNA of Marmota flaviventris (yellow-bellied marmot), 1369 nucleotides long. RefSeq names its product dihydrouridine synthase 4 like (gene Dus4l). Lineage: Eukaryota; Metazoa; Chordata; Mammalia; Rodentia; Sciuridae. The record is from RefSeq and is a predicted model, not a curated record. Gene Ontology annotation, biological process: tRNA processing. Gene Ontology annotation, molecular function: tRNA dihydrouridine synthase activity; flavin adenine dinucleotide binding.